AUGGACUUUGAUGCAGCACAGCGAUGUCUGAAGCUAGCAGCAGGCGUCGCAGGUGAAGAAGGUGAUACUCAGGAAACAGAUGGGGAAUCAUACUUGGAUGAACAUCGUGAAUUUCCCAUGACGCAGAUACCGAACGAUUCUAGUGCAAACGUGCUUAUAAGCACACAGAUUCAAAGUAAAUUAGAUGAUAUUGAGCUACAAAACGGUCUACGAAACAGUGUCUCGCAGUUUGCAUUUAAUACACCAACUCUUCCCACACAAGCGCGGAAAACCGCUCCAAAAAGAGAGAAAUCUAAGGCUAAUACUGUACGCAAAGCGCGUACCGGUAAAAAACGCAAAAAAAGCACGGACGCCAUCAAAAGUAUCACUCAAUAUAAUACUGAGAGGUUUGGAGCCAUAAGAGGUCAGCGACGCACGAAGCAUGUAAUGUCGUUAUUAUCAGGCAAGCAUGGCAAGAUAAAAGACAUCGUCGACACUUUGGAAACUGAUACGCGUUCUAUCACGAAGCUUAAAACGGACACUCAGUUUUCAACCUACAAUGCUCAAGAGUGGUCACAUAUUUUACAGCUGCUUAGUUCGCGAUUUCCACGUUGUCCUGAGUCACAAGUAAAGGCAGUCUUUGAUUAUGUAUAUGGUGAAAGUGAUGAAAACCACAUCUGGUAUGCCUCACAGCUGCCGCCACCAGACUCGCAGAACGAAGAAUCUCGGAGCAGUCAUGUUGUUCCCGAUUCACCUCUAGUCUUCACUUUAUCGCAAGCAGUAGAAGAAUGCAACAGCAACGAGCCUCGAAGCAAUGGUAAUUCUCACCACUCUGCCACUAAUAGUCAAACAGAUCCACAAGGAGAUCUUCAAUGUAUCUCAAACACCACUGACGAAUUGGACUCGGAAAUACAUAUUAAUGACGAUAUGGCCCGUGCUUUUAAGGCGCAAAUGCUUCGAUCUGCCACACCAAGCCCAGCUGGAUCGAGUCAGAUACCUAAUAGUGCGGACUCGCCAGAUAUUGUUCAUCGUGAGUUGUCGCCAUUUGAUUUCACGCGACCACCGCGGCUAGCGAAAUCUGAGAGCACAAUUUUGCCUGCUCCAUUACCUAGCACGAAAUUGGAAGAGUCCUUCAAAUCACCAUCAACUGUCUCCUACACUCGUAUCUCCCCUUCAAGGCUCGCUGGUCGAGACCAACUGAUUGACUUAACACAGGAGUCUUUUAAUGUUGUGACUUCGCUCACAUCGGUAAUAAAACACGAUCUUCAAGUUCCUGCAACCAGGACCACUACACUGAACGACAAAGUCAUAUUUUCAAACUCCACGAACAACCAUCUACUCAAUCCCAACAUUCAUGCACCGCUGGACGAACUACAUUUUCGAAUUUGUCGCAACAUCAACGCUGCAGAUGUCUUUGCAUCGCUUCGAGAAAUUCGGGUCGCACAGUGGGAGGUUUUGAGUUCCCAAAACAACGAUAGCGAAGAGGAAGAGAAUGAGUAUGACAUCUUAAGGGUGACAUUCGAUCCCAGAAUCUCCCGAAUUUCUCUUAAGCCUCCUGCAUCCGUCGCGGCCAACAGCGUGAACGAAGAUCUUGUCUUCACUGGUGAAACCCAGCCACUGAAAGAGAUCGUCGGCAGAUCGCCCUCGCUACCUGCUUCUCUUCCCCCUUCCGCGCAGAAUUUACGUAGGAACCUGCGAGCUAUUGGUUUCAAGCCAAAGCGAACACGGUCUGAGAUGCUGGACCAAUUGGAAUCCGCUUCCCAGCAACUUAAGGGUACGACAGAAGAGCAGCAGCGCCAAGAGAUUUUCGACGACCUUACCGCAGUAGUGGAAAAGAGCCCAUCACUUUUAGAAAGAGUCUAUACUUUCGAGCCUGUGGUCUUCACGGAACUUAAACGAUUUUUGGCCGAAAAACACCCUCUGGUUCUCAAUCUUGAGGAAUCAACUAUAAGAGAGUGGGCUGAUCGGAUGGGGAUAUGUUUAAGAAGUGCUAACGAUGGCCAGCAGUAA
Molecule: messenger RNA, 1989 nt
Organism: Lachancea nothofagi CBS 11611
Lineage: Eukaryota; Fungi; Ascomycota; Saccharomycetes; Saccharomycetales; Saccharomycetaceae
Source: the annotation of a GenBank genome assembly